Molecule: messenger RNA, 1861 nt
Organism: Schistocerca gregaria
Lineage: Eukaryota; Metazoa; Arthropoda; Insecta; Orthoptera; Acrididae
Product: E3 ubiquitin-protein ligase FANCL-like
Exons: 9
Coding region: 209-1321 (370 amino acids)
Biological process (GO): protein monoubiquitination; interstrand cross-link repair
Cellular component (GO): Fanconi anaemia nuclear complex; nucleus
Molecular function (GO): ubiquitin protein ligase activity
Source: RefSeq, a predicted model, not a curated record
CCUUCCACCUAGCGAGUGCUUCAACAACUAAGGAAGUCGCGAGUGGCAUUUGUUGUGGGGUGCGUGUAAUUUAAAAUAUAUUUACAUUCUGGGCAGCAUGAUCUGUGAUACCCAAAGAAGAAAAUAGCUACUCCUCUAAGUAGUGUAAGGCAAAAAUUCAGUUUCCAUCAACAAGCAGCAGGAACAUCGUGGGUAACAUAUACGUGUAAUGGAUGAUCAACUAUUAAUUCUCAAAAACUUUCCGCUGCUGGUACCCCACAAUAGAGAAUUUACGUUUUACGAUGGGUUUAUACGUGUUAAGGGUGCUGAAUUCAGAAUAUCACUCAAUGUCCCACACUAUCCAGCACUGAAAGAUAUGCAUCUGAAAUGUUCAUGGGAUAUAAGUGCCCUUCUGCGUGGAAAGGAGAACGCAAUAACACAGAUUCAAGAAACCUGCCAUACACUUCAUGAAUUUUUGGAAGCACUAUGUACAUUGACGGCUGAACAGAUGAGUGACAGCCAAGGUACAGCCAAUGUAACUACAAGAACAUACAUUAACAUCAUGGAAGAACUGGCAUCAGUAAACCCAGCUUACAUAUCACAUUUGUCUGUAGCACAACAGCAGGUUGUUCUCCAGAAAAUUGAUUCUGCUGGGAGGAAACAUUAUCUAUCGUUGUCAGGAAUUGGAGAACCAAGUCCCCGAGUUUCUGCAGAUCUACCUCAGCAGGCCCUGGCUGUUGUUCGUGCUAAGGGUCCAUCUGUGGGAUCAAUGUACAGAGUAUUUUGUCAACAAGUGGCUUCUCUUCAAAGGUUCUGGACAGUCAUGCAAGAGGUUGAUUCUUCUUGUUGGGUCAUAGAUCCUGAAGAACCAAACCUACGUGAUACUGCUCGAAGGAUCAUCAUUGGUGAAAAUGUCUCUCUGCAACUGCAGGUGAAUCCAUGGGAUCCUUGUUCUCGCCCUGAUAUCAAAUUUCUAGGGCCAGAAAAAACUGUCUCAGAGUUCCGUGAGAGACUCAUUUACAGAUUUGAGGAAUGGGAUUCUGAGAUGAGCCUUCCAGACAACCUUAAAUCAGUCUUGGGUUUCGAAAGCUUUCCUGAGAAACCAGAAGGUACUGAUGAGGAUGAGGCAAACCUUUUGAUACGACCAGGAGAAUGUUUUGUUUGCUUUUCAGUUCGCUUGGAGGGUAGCUUGCCAUCAGAGGCUUGUCCAUCUGAAAGAUGUGGCAGCAUAUUUCACAUGGACUGUCUUUAUCAGUUGCUGAUGUCACUUCCCACCAGCCACCGUAGCUUCAAUAGAAUUAGUGGGGAGUGUCCCAGCUGUGGUGCUGUGAAUAAAUUAUGAUGUCUUUAUCAAAUUAAAUUUGAUUUCAAUUGUUUCAGGCAAUAUCGUGCCCAAUCCCUGGUUGAAGUGAAGCCAUCAGUCCAGCAGUUGACAAAGGUGAUCAACAUAUUACUUUUGUACUGCUUGCAAUACAUCAUAGUCCAAAAAUGACACAAUUUUAUAACAUGAGAGUAUGUCAGACAAGCGAUUAGAUCUUAAAUGCCCAAUAUUGUGCCAGUGAUUGACAGUAAAAAAUCUGCUUUUUUAAAAGUUUUUCAUUAAUUUGUGUUCUCACUAUUCAGUUACACUAUAACUUGCAUGUUUAUUAACACAUACAUGAAAACCUAACUGGUGUUGGUUCAGUGCCUUAUUAAUAUAAUUUUAUAGAAUCUAAAUCCCAAAAGACAAUCUAAGAUUAACAUUUCCUUAAAUACAUUAUGAUGUCUGAGAGUCAGAUAACAUAUAUUUUAAUGCCAAGUCCCAUCAUGAUCCAAAAGCAAAACAACCCUGGGAGUUAUACACUAACCACGAGAGCACAUCAAGUCAGACAUAUUACCAUCC